Molecule: messenger RNA, 528 nt
Organism: Homalodisca vitripennis (glassy-winged sharpshooter)
Lineage: Eukaryota; Metazoa; Arthropoda; Insecta; Hemiptera; Cicadellidae
Product: 60S ribosomal protein L34-like
Exons: 4
Coding region: 141-488 (115 amino acids)
Biological process (GO): translation
Cellular component (GO): ribosome
Molecular function (GO): structural constituent of ribosome
Source: RefSeq, a predicted model, not a curated record
AUAUUCUAUGCACUAAUUUUGGUUGUCUAGGUCUGUUCGUUCAGUAGGUCUUGCUUCGCGUACUGCAACUUCCUUUUCCCUUUCAAUUCUAGGUUCUUGUGUCGCUGCUUCUCUCCAUUGCGGCGAUUGCUGGUUAAAAAAUGGUUCAGAGAUUAACUUAUAGGAGGAGGCUCUCCUACAACACAAAGAGCAACAGGAGAAGGAUUGUGAGAACACCUGGUGGACGGUUAGUAUAUCAGUAUUUGAAGAAACCCAAGAAGAUCCCCAGAUGUGGACAGUGCAAGGACAAGCUGAGGGGAAUCCAGCCUGCGAGGCCCAUGGAACGCUCCAGGAUGUGCAGGCGCAAGAAGACAGUGAAGCGUUCAUACGGUGGAGUCCUGUGCCACAAGUGUGUCAAGGAGAGGAUAAUCCGAGCUUUCCUUAUUGAAGAACAGAAGAUUGUGGUUAAAGUCCUGAAGGCUCAAGGAACAAAGGCUCCAAAAAGUUAAACAGUUAUGUUAAUUUUAUAAAACCACUUUUUAAAAUGUG